Messenger RNA from Penicillium nucicola, 1233 nucleotides. Its product is annotated as NAD(P)-dependent alcohol dehydrogenase. The record is from RefSeq and is a predicted model, not a curated record. Lineage: Eukaryota; Fungi; Ascomycota; Eurotiomycetes; Eurotiales; Aspergillaceae. The transcript has 2 exons. Gene Ontology annotation, biological process: D-sorbitol catabolic process. Gene Ontology annotation, molecular function: L-iditol 2-dehydrogenase (NAD+) activity; zinc ion binding. The coding region runs from base 1 to 1233 and encodes 410 amino acids.
AUGACAGAAACAUCCACAACCGCACUUGUCCUCCACGGCGCAAAGGACCUCCGCGUCGAGCAACGCACAAUCGCCGCACCAGCACCCAAUGAAGUCCAAGUCACAAUCCGCGCCACAGGCCUCUGCGGCUCAGACCUCCACUACUACAGCCACGGCCGCAACGGCGACUUCGUCGUAAAAGAGCCAAUGUGUCUCGGCCAUGAAUCCUCCGGCACAGUAACAGCAACAGGAAGCAGCGUCGCAACCCUCAAAGCCGGCGACAGAGUCGCGCUGGAAGUCGGCCUCCCCUGCCGGAAAUGCGCGCUGUGCAAACAAGGCCGCUACAACAUCUGCAAGGACAUGCGCUUCCGGAGCAGUGCAAAGACCUACCCCCAUCUCGACGGCACUCUCAUGGAUCGCACCAACCAUCCCGCGGACAUGUGCCACGCGCUCCCGGACUCCGUGAGCGAUGCCGCCGGCGCGCUGGUCGAGCCGCUCGCGGUCUGUCUGCAUGCCGUGCGGCGCUCGCACCCGCCCACGAAAGACGAAGUCGCGCUGAAUACUGCGGCUGGAGAGGAGACUGCGGCGUUGGUCUUUGGUGCUGGCGCUAUUGGGCUGUUGAUUGCGGGUGCGCUGGCUGCGAGUGAGAACUUUACUUCUAUUCUCGUGGCGGAUAUUGAUGAGCGUCGGCUGGACAUUGCGAAGAGUUUGGGGCUGGGUUUGAAGACUGCUUUGAUUCCUCGUGGGGAUCCGGCGAAUCCUCCUCCGGCUAAGGAUGCCCCGCAUGCUGAGCAGACGGCUUAUGCGCUGGCUACGGCGCAGUCGGUCGCUGCGGCUCUUGCUGCGGCUGCAUCUUCUGAGUCUGGGUUGAGCAUGCCCGGCUUUAGCCGUGUCUAUGAUUGCACUGGGGUUCCGGCUUGUGUCCAGGCUGGAAUCUAUGCCUCGGCUCCUGGUGGAGUGUUGGUUCAGAUUGGUAUGGGAAACCCGGUUCAGACUGUUCCUGUUGGCGCGGCGGCCUUGCGAGAGGUGGACAUUAUUGGUGUGUUUAGGUAUGAUGGGGCUGCGUAUCCGGCUGCUAUUUCUUUGCUUGCUAGUGGGAAGAUGAGGAGUGUUGAGGAGAAGGUUGUUACGCAUCGCGUGAAGCUUGAGGACGGGGCUAGGGCUUUCCAGCUUGCUGGCGCGGGUGUUGAUGAGGAAGGGAAACCGGUUGUUAAGGUUAUUAUUGAGAAUCCUGGGAGAGGUGCUUCGUUGUAA